Molecule: messenger RNA, 4478 nt
Organism: Dendronephthya gigantea
Lineage: Eukaryota; Metazoa; Cnidaria; Anthozoa; Malacalcyonacea; Nephtheidae
Product: zinc finger protein 184-like
Exons: 2
Coding region: 123-3710 (1195 amino acids)
Source: RefSeq, a predicted model, not a curated record
AAGAAAAAGUAAAGGCAUUAUUUUGAAUUCGGGCAGAAUUUCGCAUUCAGGAAGCAACCUUUUCUCAACCUGACGGGCAAAAUUCCUGCAUUCUAUCUCCCAGAAAAGAGGUGAAAAACGGUAUGGAUGAAAAAACAGAACAAGAGAUGACUGAUACAAACGUCGCUGAGACAACAGAAGAAUGUCUCGAGAAUGGAAGUGGUGGUGAAAAAUCACAAGACGAUACACUUGGAGAAGUAGUUAGCAUAAGUACCACCUUGGCGCAGAACACUGUCCCGAACGUGGUUUUCAGUGAAGGUAACAAAACAGAGGGAGAAGAUAUGGUGUUCACUGUUGUAGCCGUGGACAGUAACAUUGAUGAGUACGUGGAAAUGAAUUCUGAAACCCUCCCCCAGGAAGUUCAACUCAGCUUAGUCCAACCACCGGCGGAGUCAGAUACUGGUGGUAACAAUUCCGACAGGUUAUCGGAUAUAAACCAACUCGCCUUGAUUGCAGCCAGCAUCGAAGAAACCCCAAAGCACGCCAACGUAACCAGCCCCGAGGAUGCGCAGGAAAAAAGCUCUGAAAUACCAAUGGUCGAAUUGGAGAACUCGAAUACCCCUCGGCAAGCCAAACCGAAAAACUACCAAGAUUCGGCAGGGGCUCAAAAAAAUGUAAAAGGCAGAGUGGUCUGUACCAUAUGUGAUCAAAAUUUCUCAGAUCUUCCAUCAAUGAGGCGCCAUCGCUUGAUCCACUCCGAGGAGAAGCCCUACCAGUGUGAUUUUUGCGACAAGGCCUUCCGGCGUAAGGAUAACCUACGAGAGCAUCGGAACAUUCACACCCAAGAACACGUGUAUAAAUGUGACCGUUGCGGCAAGACCUUCCCACGAAAGUACACUCACAAGGUGCACAUGUCGAGGUUCUGUAUGAAACCAGGAGAGGUAUCGGGGAUUGGCGACGAAACUUGGACGACCACUUCCGAAAAAGCAGCUCACGUGAAAACGAACAUGGUCGCGACUAAGACUUCAGAACCGUGCCAUAUUUGUUUCAAAACCUUUCGAGAUGCAUCGACCCUGAAGCGCCAUUUGCUAACCCACUCCGACGAGCGUCCGUAUAAAUGCACGGAAUGCGACAAGGCAUUUCGUAGAAAGGACCACCUUCAGGAACACGUGAUAGUACACAAGUUAAUCCGUCCCUUCAGUUGCCAAACUUGCGGGAAGUCGUUUUCAAGAAAGAACGGACUCAAGACGCAUAUGAUACGAACAACCCAUCUGCUUGGAUUCGAUGACAUCGUUAUACCUGAGCAGCCGAAGGAUUCUGAGGGAGUAGCUGUGGACGUUGUUGAGCAAGUGCUUGCAGCUGAUCAGUUAGUGGCUACUACAAGCGAAGUAUUUCCCGAAACCUCCCAAGGAGAAAAUGUCACCAGCAACAAUGAGCAGUCUACGUCAGCUGACAUUUCAUCGUCUGGACAGUCAAAAAGUUCAGAUAAUGUCGCAGUGCAUGUGGUCGAACACGUGCUUGAGGCUGACCAGUUAGUAUCCGCCACAAGUGAGGUGUUUCCUGGAAACUCCCAAAGCGACAAGCCAACUGGAAAUACCGAUCAAUCCGCAUUGAGUAAAGGUACAAAUGGAAGCAACUUCCAGCCUGAAGGCAAUGAUCGAGCGCGAAGUACAACUGUGACUUUGGAAUUCUCCAAAGUGCCAGCAAAUUCCGAGAAUCCGACAGAAUCUGAGACCACUGUAGUAAUUUCAGAGAAAGGUACUGAGCCAAACGAAUUAGACAACCUCGAAAACGUUGAACCGAUGGACGAUUCAAGCGCACAAGACGUAGAAUCCGUUGUGAUCAAGUCGAUUUUCUGUCCUAGCUGUAACGGGACGUUCCCAGGUAAAGUUGAACUCUGGGAGCAUUUCCAACAACACAUUGACGAGGGAAUGUUCGCUUGUGAGCUUUGCUUUGAAAUCUUUGUUAGCACGGAGCUGUUGCAAGAACACCAAAAGAAUUGCGACCCUUCCACAGUAGGGGGUAGUGAUGAAGGUGACGAUGAAAACACCGUAAGUAACGAAACUGUCGGUACCCCGGAGAAAGACCCUUCCACGCCAAACUCGAGGAAAAGAAAAAGGACAAACACUGCCGAAAGAACUGAUCAAACGUGCACUGUUUGUAAUAAAGUGUUUCGGGAUACCACCGCUUUGAAACGACAUGCUUUGGUUCAUAGUGGAGAACGUCCACACGCAUGCGGUGAAUGUGAAAAACGUUUUCGACGUCGCGAUCAUCUGAAGGCGCACGAAAUUGCCUACCAUAGCGGCAUAACAUCGCACGAGUGCAAGACGUGUGAUGCAGCGUUCAAUACAAGGUACGCACUAACAGUUCAUGCAAAAACCUGCAAGAACCGACCGUCGUCGCCAAAGGAACCCGUCUCCCAAGAGGUCAAGCUUAUUGGCAGCCCCGAAUCAAAGCAAUGUCCCAUUUGUCACAAGAUAUUCAAAGAUCCGUCAACCCAACGACGCCAUUUCCGAAUCCACUCCGACGAACGCCCUUUCCAUUGUGAUAUCUGCUCCAAGUCGUUCCGACGAAAAGAUAACUUGAAAGAGCAUUUGCUUUGCCACUCGGAAGAGAAGCCGUUCUCUUGCGACCACUGCGGGAAAUCCCUGUCCAGACGUAGUAGUCUCACCAAUCACAUGAACGUUUGUCCCGCGAAAAAGCUAGGAAUCGGCGCAACUAUGGCAAACUCCGAGAACCCCAUCAUACCGGAAAUGCAAUUCACCCAGUCCGCCGUGCAAGAAAUGUGUGUCAGCGGUAAUCCACAAGAAAUUUCCGCCGCCCAUCUCCUAGCAACGGGUCUGGCGACCUCUGUGACGUCAUUAGAUGUGACGACAUCUGGAGUGACGUCAUCUGAAGUUGCUUCUUUGGAUGACGACAUAGAACACGGGCUGCCGGAUGAGGAUGACGGAAGUGGAAACACUUUCCCGUGCGAGGAAUGUGGCAAAGUUUUUCGCGCCAAAUGGACCCUGAAGUUCCACCAACGUAUUCACAGCGGGGAAAAGCCGUACACGUGCACAACAUGUGAUCGACAAUUCCGUCAGUCAAGCCACCUUAAGAUCCACGAGCGCACCCAUUCCGGAGAACGACCGUAUCAAUGCCAGGUGUGUGGUCGCGCAUUUAUCGAUUCUUCGACCAUGAGACGACACGAGCGCCAUCACAAGGAAGCCGCUGACCCGAAUGCAGUCAUUAAUGACCAACAUGACGUCAUUACUACUGAAGACGAAAUUAUUCACUCCCAAGGUGACGUCAUUAAUGCCCAAGAUGAUGUAAUCAACGCCCAGAGUAACGUCAACGAUCAAGAUUACGUCAUCAGUAACCAAGUCAUCGAAGAUUCACACCAGAUCAUAGAUAACAUAAACGAGAGCGAGGCUAACGUAGUCCAGCAAGCGGUUGAGGUCAGUCUCGAAGAAGGCGCGAUUCAACUGCUCGUGACAACAGCCAAUGAACUCGCGAACUCUAGCCAACCAAUCAGCACUAAUGUUGUUCCAGGCAUGAACCAAUCAGACGACGGGACGAGACUGGAUGAAAGUAACCUCAGGCAAAUCUUGAGAGAGUGCAUAAGGAACCAGACGAUUUCUGCGGAAAAAAUUGAAACAUUGGAAGGUAUAAACUGGCAGCAAAAUCCGACGAACGAAGGCGUUGAACAAUUGAUAUACAUUCAAACUGAAGAGAGCACUCAGACCGAGUAGAAAGAGGUCCAAAAAUGAACUAGCUUCUAGAUAAAUAAAGAACACAAGCUUAAGAAGACUUCAUGAAGAAGCUACCUUUUAAAAACACAAAUGCGACUUUAAGACUUUGGAGUGGAAUAUGAUUAUAUCGAAAAUGAUUUGAUUAUAGCCCAAUUGCAAAUUAAACUGAAAAUUUUAAAAAAGGAACUUUAACUUGCAUGCUUGCUUAGCAUUGCCUAAAAGAGUUAACGUCGAAUACUUAUAGUAAACUCGCAAAGGUCGGUAGCGAAAAACUAUUUACAGACGUGUGAAAUUUCGUCCAAAUGCAUUGGGUCGCUAUUUCCAAAAUGGGACGAAGGCAUUUCUACCGAAUUUGACUUUGUAAAACACCAGCAUCUGACUUGAACGAAGCUUUUUUAGUUUUCUUGUGAAAGUGUUAACAAGUAUCUUAUAAAUGUAAACGCCUGUAUUUGUAUGUACUUUUGAGUGAUUUUGCUAAAGUGAUCGGCGAUUUGUGACAUAACUUUCAAUGUGAGUUCAUCUCUCGCUUUGUAAUAUCGAAUUACACUUGCGAUCAGUAAAUUCAAUCUCUAGCCAGGUAAGGACAGAAGAAUCCUUAUCGUUGAAUUUCGAAACAUAUUGAUAUAAUACAUGGUUGAUUAAGUAACAUAACAGACUUGACGUUUUCCACUCGUUCGGUUUUAUUCACCUGCGACUUAACUCAACCGUCGAGAUACACCAAGAAUGUCUCUUGAAUCGCAGCUAGGCUGUGGAGCUCCUUAAAAAGGG